Messenger RNA from Dovyalis caffra, 159 nucleotides. Lineage: Eukaryota; Viridiplantae; Streptophyta; Magnoliopsida; Malpighiales; Salicaceae. The record is from the annotation of a GenBank genome assembly.
AUGUUAAUAUAUGCUUGUGGAUGUAUUGAGCCAUACGUUCAUGACAAAGCUUACAAAUUCAACCCAAUUGUAGAUGUUGGGGCCAAUAAAAUGGGUAGGAAAUUCAUAGAAAUAAUUACGAGGGGUAUGUUGACAGGACUCCAUUACGGAGAGAAAUAG